AUGGCGCAUCCCUGUCUUGACGCCUUGGUUGACCUGAAGGCUAUGAUGGCGAGUGCUCGUGGACGUAUCAUUCGGGAGAAACGCUUCUCGGCGUGGGCCAGCGACCCUGGGAAUGUAUCCGAACUGGGAAAGAUGGAGAUAACUCCUGCGGAAAGGUCUGGGAUGAGAUUGGUAUCGGCGCUCGGGUUGAAACCAGCGAGCAGCGCAGUGCCGGCUGAUGCCGUGGACGAUGGGAUUCCCAGGGUGUCCUUCGUGGUGAGCUCACAGGUUGCAGUGGAUGAGGUCGAGGGAGCUGGCUUCGGCAUGGUGGCGAGGGAGGACUUGGAAGCUGGUACGCUCAUUCUCAUGGAUCGACCCGUGGUCUCGGUGAUGGACCAGAAGUUGCUCUCGGAGGACAUCACUGAUACGACGGCUGUGGCUGCUGCUUUGAUAGAGUGA
This is a messenger RNA of Perkinsus marinus ATCC 50983, 438 nucleotides long. RefSeq lists its product as hypothetical. The record is from RefSeq and is a predicted model, not a curated record. Bases 1 to 438 code for a protein of 145 amino acids. The transcript has 3 exons. Lineage: Eukaryota; Perkinsozoa; Perkinsida; Perkinsidae.